AUGGCUGAGCAGCCCAUCCCAGAGGCAGCCCUGCUAGCCCAGGUGCUGGCUGCAGCCAACUCUGAAGCCCCUUCACUCCGCACUACAUGCCGUGGGUCCCAGCCCGCAGCGCGGGGCACUGAGGACAGCAAACCACCCGCGCUGCUCUCCCGCCGCAACUCCAUCCUCAGCCGCCGCAGCUCAUUCGGGAUGGUCCCGGGGAGCAGGCGUCCCUCCCUUGGCCCCUGGAUGCUCCACAGACGUGUUAGCUUCUCUGGGCUCCCAAUUUUCCAGCCCAUCCUCAAGACCCGUCUGGAAAACACUUACAGAAUGGGACCAGACAAAGGCUGCGAGUUUGAUGCACAGCGGGUGCAGAGGGUGCUGGAGGGCACCCUGGCCCAUGCCUUGGGGAGCAGUGUAUACAGUCCCCAGGGCAAUGGCCCACUAGCCCAGAGCCUGACUGAGCUGCUGCAGAACCAGGCCAAGGAGGUGGUGCCACCCCGCUACAAGCUGGUCUGCCACGUGGUGCUGGGCCAGCAGGGCCAGCAGAGCCUCUUGGUGGCCAGCCGGGGACUAUGGGACCCUGAGACUGACAGCUUUGCCUCUGCCACCUUCUCCAACGCCUCCCUCUUUGCUGUAGCCACAGUGUAUGGGGUCUACUUCGAGUAG
This is a messenger RNA of Lonchura striata (white-rumped munia), 648 nucleotides long. RefSeq names its product dynein light chain Tctex-type 4 (gene DYNLT4). Lineage: Eukaryota; Metazoa; Chordata; Aves; Passeriformes; Estrildidae. Gene Ontology annotation, biological process: microtubule-based movement. Gene Ontology annotation, cellular component: cytoplasm; cytoplasmic dynein complex. Gene Ontology annotation, molecular function: dynein intermediate chain binding. The record is from RefSeq and is a predicted model, not a curated record.